AUGAUCGAGCUCCAGGAAUUAAAUAUGCCGUCUAAUAGUCUAACGAUGUACGAUCGAUUGUCGUCGAUGAACCUAGGCUAUCAGCAGGGCUAUCAUAAGCACCGCAAGGUCGGUAUCAACAAUGUCCAUCAAGAUGUGCAGAAGGCGAUUACGGAUGUGCCUGUCGAACAUACAGGCAGCGGCAUUACGAAGUAUUACACGAUACGAGACUCUACCGCUACUGGUCACCCGAAGGUGAAACAACCGGAGCUGCUGGCAUACACACGAGCGGAAUUGGCCGCGUUAUACAAAAAGGCUUUGGAAAAAGGGUCAGCGAUCAGCGUAGCGUCGUUGAUGCAUGCUCUCAAUGCCGCAGGCGGCAACGGCAACGGCAACACGCCGUCCGAGGCCGGUCAUCCGCAGCUACCGGUUAAACCGAUGCACAACUACUACUUCUUCCCGCUGAAAAGUUUCGCGUCUGAGUUGCAGAGGGAUCAUCACCAAGCCGCGAUGAUUCCAAUGUACGCAGCUACGGAAAACACAGAGAGCACUCAGAAACAGCUUAUGAAUCCACUUUUCGUAGCGAUCGGUACAUUCAUUAGCAUGGCACUUCUGUUUAUGAUGGGUGUAUUGUUUUUACCGAAACUACCACAUUUAGAACUUUUCAACGCGCGAGUAGUCGACAAUGAUGAUUUUUUGCGUUUAACAACAUUUGUAAUGAAUGCCAUAGACGGACGCAAUCGCUGGCAGAACUUUAGCACAACUAGCUGAGAGUACGUAAAGACAAAGUACUGUGUUCUUAUAUUAGAGAUUGAAAAUGUUAUCAAAUGUAUGUUUCGUGUAAA
Molecule: messenger RNA, 824 nt
Organism: Cyphomyrmex costatus
Lineage: Eukaryota; Metazoa; Arthropoda; Insecta; Hymenoptera; Formicidae
Exons: 3
Coding region: 1-750 (249 amino acids)
Source: RefSeq, a predicted model, not a curated record